AUGGAAAUCCGACCCAAGAGCUCCCCUGAUCUUCUAUCGCAGGCACCUAAAGGUGGCGAUGUUCUCUUGAGCACCUGGAACUCUUCUGGUGACGAUGCCCCCACCUUCAACAAGUUUACCCCAAAGUCCGCGACCUUGCCCUUUGGCCAGCCAAUUGCCUACUCUGCGAUUGAUGGGCCUACCUACCUCACCGCGCAGACCUUGGUCCAGCAGGUCGCAUACGCCCUCUCCGACAGUAUCUUCUCAUACUCCCCCGAGUCUUUUGAUCUGGAUGUUGCAGUGAAGGACUGGUCCGCCGCGGGUUUCCGAAAUGCCAAUGGAUAUACUACAAAAGUUACGCCUCUGCAGACACGCUCUGGCGCUGGAUCGUUCGCUUUGGGAUAUAUGUUCUCCAACGAUUUUGACUUGACCAAGCGACACAUCCCUCAGUCUUUGCUUGCCUCUUCCUCGAGCUUGCACAAUCUUCGUUCGACCCUUGAUCAGCUCUCCCUUCUAUACUCGGUCGCAAACCCAUUUGUUGCACAUGUGGCGGCGGUUGACUAUGCCCCAGGCGGAGCCCAAGGCCUUGUGACUGACUACGCGACGGCACUGACUGUUGCCGAGGAAUUGGGACUUGGCCUCAUUGCCAGCUCAUCUCCAUAUGAAGCUCAGCACAUGUCCCUCUUCUCAACUAUUCUAGCAACCGUUCUGCCAACUAUUCAUAUCUACGAUGGUGUCAAUAUCGGACGUGACACAUUGCGAGUGAUUGAUGUGCUCAAUCACUCGGGCCUUGACUCUGCAUACAACAAUGUCUUGAAGGAGGUUGCAAAGAUUAGCAAAAGAGCUGAUGCAGAGACUAAGGCGGGUCAUAUCCUAGAUGCGUUCAAUAAUGAGCUCGGUACCGCAUACGGUCUUUUCGAAUACCGUGGUAGUAACGCCGCUGAGACUGUUUUGGUUGUAUUUGGUAGCGUCGAGAGCUCUAUCGCGGGUCAAGUCGCAGAGAAGCUGUCUGAAGUGGGACACAAGGUUGGCACUGUCACUGUUCGGGUUUACAGACCUUUCGCUGAGGAGGCCUUCUUGAAGGCACUGCCUGCAUCAGUUACGAAUAUUGUGGUUCUUGGUCAGGUUGUGGACCAGACUGCAGUUGCUGAUAACUCAACCCAUUCGAACCUGUACGAGGAUGUCCUUGCUGCAACCAUUCUCUCAGACAAGUGGAACGCGCCACCUGCCGUUGUCGAUUUGAAGUACUCGCGCGCAGACGUCUUGACACCGAACACCAUGGCCUCGUACUUCCAGCACUGUGGUGUCAAGUCUCUCGAGAAUGCCAACCUGGUAGAGAUUCUGAGCACCUUUGGGAUCGAGCAAUACACAUUUUGGGAUGUACAAGACUCCGUUGCUUCGACUGCCCCAGUCGCACUUAGCAAGUUAUUAUCCGAAGACUCUGCUAUCAAUGUGGUUGUCAGCCAGACACAUGACAGUCUGGUGCAAGGUGGCACCGUGAGGACUGAUAUUCGCACAUCAAAGAAAUCCGUUGAAUCCUUCUACCCCAUCGAAGAAGCUGAUGUUGCCGUCGUCGGGGAGGAGAAACUUCUCAAGGAGAUUGAUAUCGUCAAAAACCUCAAGACUGGUGGAUGUUUGAUUCUGACGCUUGCGGGUGUGAAGGACGAAGACUUGGAGAAGAAGCUCUCGUCUGCUGUGCGCAACGAGAUCAAGUUCCGAAGCAUUCAAUUGUUCAUCUUGGACCCAACUCUCUCGGCUGCAGUAGAGAAGGAUGUAGCCGUGACAACUUUGGUCACCGAAUUGGCAUUCCUCAAAGUCGCACGGCUUGACUUCUGGGAGACUGGCUUGCAGAGGCUCGCCGGUGUCAAUGGCACCGAAGAUCUACUGAAUGAGGUUGCUGCUGAUCUGGACAAUGUUGUCCGACAAAUCGAGAUUCCAGAAUCCUGGGCUGAGGUCGAUGUUGAUUCCGAGUCCCCUGAGCUUCCACGUAACAUCAAGGCCAGCAGCUUCACUUGCUUCGCUCAGGAGGAUCUUGAAGAGCCCGCUCUCCUCAGGAACUGGCAAUCCGUCGCCAAAGGUCUUGCGUUCAAGGAAGCAUAUGGAACUAAGAGUGCUCUCAGGCCAGAUCUUUCCACCAAGACAUACGAGAUCACUGUUCAGGAAAACCGUCGUCUAACGCCUCUCACCUACGACCGCAACAUCUUCCACAUCGAAUUUGAUUUGGGUUCCUCAGGUCUCACUUACAACAUCGGCGAAGCUCUUGGUAUCCAUGCUGAGAACGACAUCAAUGAUGUAGUUGAGUUCAUGAAUUUCUAUGGUCUCAACGCGGAAGAUGUCGUCGAGGUUCCCUCCCGCGAAGAUCCAAAUGUCCUAGAAACCAGAACUGUGUUCCAGUCCCUCGUCCAGAACAUCGACAUCUUUGGCAAGCCACCAAAGAAGUUUUACGAGUCUCUCGCAGAGUUCGCCGACGAUGAGGCCGAAAAGAAGGAACUCCUUACUCUCGGCAGCCCCGAAGGCGCCAACAUGUUCAAGCGUCGCUCUGAAGUGGACACAAUUACUUACGCUGAUGUUCUCCUGGAGUUCACGUCUGCCCACCCAAGCUUCCACGACAUCGCCCAAAUUAUCUCUCCAAUGAAACGACGCGAGUACUCCAUUGCCUCUAGUCAAAUGGUCGGUCCUACUACCGUAGCCCUUAUGAUUGUCGUCGUCAAUUGGGUCGAUACUAAGGGUCGGGAUCGCUUCGGCCAAGCUACCCGCUACCUCAGCCAACUGCAAAUUGGAGCAAAAGUCACUGCCUCCGUCAAGCCGUCCGUAAUGAAGCUCCCCGCCAAGGAUACCGCCCCUCUCAUUAUGGCCGGUCUCGGAACCGGUCUCGCUCCAUUUCGCGCCUUCGUCCAACACCGCGCCAUGCAAAAGGCACAGGGCAAGGAAAUCGGCUCCAUCCUGUUGUACAUGGGGUCUCGUCAUCAGCGCGAGGAGUACCUCUACGGCGAGGAAUGGGAGGCUUACCAAGAUGCCGGUGUCAUCACCCUCCUUGGCCGAGCCUUCUCUCGUGACCAGCCUGAGAAGAUCUACAUCCAGGAUCGCAUGCGGCAGACUAUUAGCGAGAUCAUCAAGGCGUACAUCAAAGAGGAGGGUGCGUUCUACCUCUGUGGGCCGACGUGGCCUGUUCCCGAUGUUACCGAAGUCCUUGAGGAGGCUAUUGCUAGGGAUGCAAAGGCUGGUGGCAAGAAGAUCGACCCUCGCAAGGAGAUUGAGAGACUAAAGGAAGAAAUGAGAUAUGUUCUUGAGGUAUAUUAG
Molecule: messenger RNA, 3279 nt
Organism: Drepanopeziza brunnea f. sp. 'multigermtubi' MB_m1
Lineage: Eukaryota; Fungi; Ascomycota; Leotiomycetes; Helotiales; Drepanopezizaceae
Cellular component (GO): cytosol
Molecular function (GO): FMN binding; sulfite reductase (NADPH) activity; oxidoreductase activity, acting on the aldehyde or oxo group of donors
Source: RefSeq, a predicted model, not a curated record